AGUUCAUUCAAUUCCAGCCUACACCCAUAAACGACACAGGCUGAGGGAGAUGAUGGAGGACCUUAUGCUAAAAAGCGCGAUCUUUUUAACGACUUCGGAUGAAGAUAAAUACUUCUUAUUUGAUUAUUAUUCCUUACAGACUUAGUUCGUUGUUUAUGACAAUAACAAACUCUCUUCAUAGUAUGAUCUAUAGAAAGAUACAACUACAUUGUACAAGCCCUAAGCCCUAGCCCUGCCCCUAGCCGUAUCCCUAAGCCUAACAGUGCAACUGUAGUGACGUAAUUCAUUUUAGUAUCUACCUCGGUCGGUCACCGGGAGCUCCGGGCGAGCUAAACACCGCGCAAAACGUCGAAAGAUGACCAGCGCAACUCCCUCGCUGAGUGCGGAGGAGCGACGAGAAAGCAAAGCGCAACGCGCAUACCCAUCGAGAGAUGGCCGGCGCGAUUCCUCUGCCGAAAGCGCGCGCCUGGCUUGCUGUGCAACUUCUCCCCUGUGCCCUGCGUGUCUGGUGGGGUGUGUCUUUGCUUUUUCGUUUCUGCCUGCUCUGUUUGUGUGUGCCUAGGAUAGUCCGGGCCCUUGCGACGUGUCGGAAUGUACCACCGCACGGGUGGCGGGUACUUCUGUGUGCGGUUUGGCUAAACUAAAUUAGCGCGCGAAGCUGUAAGGCUAAGGCUUUCGGCGGUGGUUCUGGGCUUUCCGCUCGACGCUGUUCUUGGCGCUUUCCCCCAAUCGAAUGGUGGCGCAGCUUCCGUCGCUUGUUCUUAGCGUUAGCCAUCGCGCUGCCCGGUCGUCGCCCGCUGUGUUUUCCCCUCGCACCAUGAGCGCGGGCGGUGCCUCGUUUCCCUUUCGUUGGGUCGUUCUUUCGCGCUUCCUUGGUCGCGCGUGCUGGUCGGUGCUGGCUUCACCACAGACACUGGCGAGGCCGCUUCUUUGGCUUUGUCAGUUUACGCUGCUCGGCUCCGCGUGCGUGGGAGGUGCCUAAACAUCACUGGGCCAGCGGCUUGGCGGGCGUGCCUGCAUGCAGUGGCUUGCGGCUUCGUUCUUCGACGGGCUCGAGGUUGGGCGUAUAGUCUUCGCCCGCUUCUGAUUGUCGAACGCAGAUGCACCCACGGGGUGGGAGUAGCUGAAUCGGCGUCGUUGCUUUUGUUUUUAGGAUUUCUUUGGGUCACUCACUGAGUGGACGACCACCCCGCCGCAACCGGCUUAGACUUGUGCGCUGCGACUGUGCACCAGGAUAGACAUGGGGCGCGAGAGAGCUGUGGCUAGCGUGGCUCGUCUCUUUCAAUUCUGCUGAGCUUUGGCGCUAGCGCGCCUUGGAGGCGCUUCAGACCUUGAGGGAGUCCGCUAGGCUUGGCUUUAUCUUUGUCUUUCUUGCGCGGCUAGUAAUAUCGCGCGGGGGGUAUUGUAAUGCACAGCUGCCCCCCCUCGGGCUCUCCUCGCCCCCGUUAUCAUUAUUUCAGUAUCUACACAACUUAUUACAACUGUGCCGCGUAUUUCUUGGUACAACUAGUACAACGAGGACCACACAGCGACUACUUCUUGUCUUCACGGUCAGCGUGUUAGUUUGUGUAAGGAUGUUGAUGUAAGUAAAGCGAGGCUUUGUUCUUAUUCAUGCUUGUUCUAGAUCACUACUAUAGAGCAAAACAAGAGGCAUGACCAGAAAAAACUACAACCACGCAUACCGGUGCUAGUACGUAGUUACGAUCCUAAGAAAAGAUGACCACGAGGGUUGUGUGAAAAUUUCAUGCAUAUUCAUACGAGAAAGAGUUUACUAGGGUUCCAGAUUUCGCUUGGGGUGGAGCGAUAUACUUCUACCAGCAAAACUAGUCUUCCACUAGUAAGUAAGAACUGGUGUGGACUUUCAUCCUCGAAGAUUCCAUACGAUGACGCUACAAAUUGACGAUGACGCCAAUAACAACGUGAACAAUUAGAAGUCGCCUUCUUGUAGUGAAAUUGAAGAACAAUAUUUAGAUAUCUUGAUAAACUACGUAGC
Amoebophrya sp. A25 is the source of this 1993-nucleotide messenger RNA. Lineage: Eukaryota; Dinophyceae; Syndiniales; Amoebophryaceae. The record is from the annotation of a GenBank genome assembly.